Babesia bovis T2Bo is the source of this 1787-nucleotide messenger RNA. RefSeq names its product phosphatidylglycerophosphate synthase domain containing protein. Bases 181 to 1737 code for a protein of 518 amino acids. Gene Ontology annotation, biological process: cardiolipin biosynthetic process. Gene Ontology annotation, molecular function: CDP-diacylglycerol-glycerol-3-phosphate 3-phosphatidyltransferase activity. NCBI's taxonomy places the organism in Eukaryota, Apicomplexa, Aconoidasida, Piroplasmida, Babesiidae. The transcript has a single exon. The record is from RefSeq and is a predicted model, not a curated record. Gene Ontology annotation, cellular component: mitochondrion.
CAUCAGUGUCGCGUAUGGUACCACUGUGAACACACAUUGUAGAUAUAGCAUACGUCUAAUCGCUAAAAGUAAUUGUUUUGGGGGAAUUAACUGUCUCGUACAACGCGAUGUCUAUAUAGGACCCUGCAUGUUAUAUUCUUUCUGGCUGUAACAUGACCCUUGGAAGGUGCCCUUUUCAACAUGAAUGACGAUUCAAUUUUGGAGUGCGCAGUAGACCAUGAAUGCGUGUCCUUCCUAGAUGGACCCGCUGAUUUCUACAACUGGCUCUGUACUGGCUUCAGAGGUGCUAGAUCUAGGGUUGUUUUAGCAUGUCUAUACGUAGGAUGCGGUGAACUUGAAAGUAAGUUGCUGGAAUGCAUAGUGGCAGCCAAAAAACGCAACCCUAAACUGACAAUCGAUAUAUUGGUCGAUAAGGCACGUACGUCAAGGCUGGGAUUAUCAGGAGCCAUCGUAAGCCCACUUACACAACUGCAACCUUACCUCGGGGGAAACCAUGGAACAACAGUGUCGUUGUUCCACAACCCACUGCUAGGACGGUUACUUAGUAAGAUAUUCAAGUCGCCGUAUUGCGAGGCUUUCGGGACAAUGCACAUCAAAAUAUACAUAGCCGAUGAUGACUGCAUUAUAACAGGGGCUAACGCAGGGCGAGAUUACUUUGUGGACAGAUAUGAUCGUUAUAUGCUGGUCAAGGACCCGCUAUUCUCAGAUCUUAUGCAUACGUUCAUUAAAACCUACCAGUCUGCCAGUUUUACACUGACUAAGGACCUCACAACAGAGUGGAUAUCGGAUAUGGUCAACCCAUUGGACGAUAACAUGCUAUUCCGGAAACAACUUUAUAUACGUACCCAGCAAAUGGUACGGAUGUGCGAGGACGUCUUGAGGAAAAACUCAUUAAAACGUAAGAAACAUCACAGUGAAAAUACUGCAAAGUCACCAAGAAAGAAACGGGUUGUAUCUGAGAAAUAUGGACAGACACAUGGUUUUACCGGUGAUCUAGAAGCUGUUGAUAAUACCGGCACGGAGAAUGGAUGUUACUGCUAUAUUAAAAUAUGCCUACACCUGCCUUUUACUAAACCGGCUUUCAUGCAGGGAGUCAAUAUGCUAGAAGAGUGGCUGCUGGGAUACGCAAAGGAAGGCUUCUCCACGUUCAUCGCUACUGCAUACCUCAACUUCACUGAUAGGUAUGUCAACAUGUUCAAGGAAAUACUGAAGUUCGGACUACAACUGGGGAAACCAACGCCGCUGCAAGUGGUCACAUCAAGUCCAUAUGCAAACUCGUUCUACAAAGAUGGACACCUGAAACGAAUGGUGGCACUCUGCUACAGUACAGCUGCCACCUGGCUUUUCAAUGGAUUGAAACAGGAUUCAAAGUACCCAGAUGAUAUAUACAUGGAGUACAACCGACCUAACCAUACAUUCCACGCAAAGGGAAUAUGGAUACUGAAGGAUAGACUACCACUAGAAGCAGCGCACACUUCCGAAGCGCAGUUUGACGCCUGCGUAGAACCACCAUGCGCAACCGUUAUCGGAAGCUCAAACUACGGUAAACGCUCAUAUGAUAAGGAUAUGGAAAUUACAAUGCUGGUGGAAACCAAUUCACCAAGAAUCCGAAAGUUCAUGAGGCGUGAACUAUACGGUAUGCUCAAGUAUUCAGAGUACGUACCCUACGAAACUGUUAAGGAACGUCUUGGGCCAUCGCAAUACGUAGUCAGUCGCAUAAUGAACUCAUUUCUCUGAAUUAGCCUGUAUUACCCCUAAAUAAUGGGCAUACGCAUACCCGGUGACAC